CCAACUGAGACACAAGGUUUUAUCGCAUCGCCGCUUUUCGAACAUUUUCGUUCGGUAUUUUUGUGUGUUGAAUACGUAAAGAAAUGUUGUGAAGCGAUUUUAAGAGGAGCGGUCUAUCGAAACCCGUUACAAUUUUCCUCUCGCAAUAAACCAUUUUGCAACUAGCAAAAGUAAAAACGGAAAUUCAUUUAAAUUCAUAUCAAUCGCUUACGGAAUUUUUUUUUUUUUUUUGAUCAUCAACAAAUAUUCGGUUCGUUUUGUUGUUGUUUACGUUUUCUUUCCUGUGAAUGUGCAUUUUUUUAUUACAGUAAUCUGUUUUUCGAAUGGUCUUUGGUGAUACAGCGAAUGAUUGUUCGUUUGAAAAAAGAAGAAAAACGGAAAAGAAAAGGUGAAACAAUACGAAAAAGAUCCAAGCAAAAAUUUUCCGAUUGAGAAGAUAGAAACCCAAAUAAAAUGGUUUGUUUUGGUAUUUAUUGCGAAAUGAAAUGGAAUAUUUCGAAACAAAUGAGCUCAAUACAGAUAAGCGUAGGCCCAAAAAUUAGAAUCGGCUCGUUUUGUGCUAAAAUCUUGAAAAUUGUUUACGCUUUUCCGUUUCGUUCAGCGCAAAUGUUGUUCAAUUAAUAGAAAAAUAUUUAUUCAAAGCAAGUGUUGCAAAAUAUAUGAGAGACUUAACGUGUUGCUUGCGAGCGGUGUUUCUCACUCACUCAUUCAGUCAGUCACUCACUCCCUUCGUCCGGUUUGAGUAUGUGUUCGUAUAAAAAGGUGAAAUAUAAGUUGUAUGAAUAAAACACGAAAAUUGAAAAUGUUGCGUUCCUUUAUGUUGUUUUACAAAUACACAAAGCAGACGGAGUAGAAGGAUAAAAUAGCGAAAAUACCGAUAUUGUUCACACCGGAGAGAGAGAGAGAGAGAGAGAGAGAGAGAAUUGAGUUAUUGAUUUUAUGAGGCGAACAAACAAAAACAUCGCAUUUUUAUAAGUAAAAACAAAUAUGGAUUAGUGACAACGACGUCGGCGGCAGCAACGGCUUCGACGACGACGACGACAACGACGACGACAAAGACGGACGUGGCUGAAAAGUUAAAAGCAUGUACGUUGUGUAUUGUUGUUUAGAAUUUCAUUUGUGUUACUACUAUCCCGAAGUAUUGUAGUCGCGCGGCGUUUUCGGUUUCGACACAAUUAUCGCUCGGCCAAACGGAGAGGUAUCAUUCAUUCGCUACAUUGUAUCUGUGGUGACAACAUGUAAGGAGCGGAUAAAUCAUCUAAGCCAAUAAUACUCUUUGCUCCAAGACGACAGUCAUACGGAACAUCAAUCUUAGUUUUGAAAAAAGAAGGAAAGAAGAAAAAAAACAUCACCGGAAAAAAUCGAUUCAAAAAGCUAUGGGUGCAAAUUCAUCGCGUACGGGUGCCAUUUCACUCUCAGACGAUGAUGUGAAUUUCGAUCACUUUCAAAUACUACGAGCCAUUGGAAAAGGCAGUUUUGGAAAGGUGUGCAUUGUACAGAAACGGGAUAGCGGUCGAUUGUUUGCCAUGAAAUAUACGGUGAAAUUGGAUGGCAGAGGUGCUCUUGGUGGUGUAAUUAAAGAAGUUGAAUUACUAUCAUCGUUGGAACAUCCCUUCUUAGUCAAUUUAUGGUUUUCGUUUCAAGAUGAAGAGGAUUUAUUCAUGGUGUGUGAUUUGUUAACGGGCGGUGAUUUACGAUAUCAUUUACUUCAACAGGUGGAAUUUUGCGAAAAAAGUGUAUCAUUAUUGGUGUGCGAGCUUGGUUCAGCACUCGAGUACUUACGACAUCAGCGUGUUAUUCACAGAGAUAUCAAACCCGAUAAUAUACUUCUUGAUGAAGAAGGUCAUUUUCAUCUGACUGAUUUCAAUAUAGCAACGCGACUACAAAACGAUGGAUUUGCAUGCAGUAUGUCUGGAACAAAACCGUAUAUUGCUCCAGAAGUAUUCAUGUGCGCCUUAGAUCAAGUUGUUGGCUACUCAUACCCAGUGGAUUGGUGGUCUUUAGGUAUUGUGGCUUAUGAAAUGCGAGCGGGUAGUAGACCGUUUGUCAUUCAUUCAACAACACCCGUGGAAGAUGUUAAAGAAAUUUUAUUCACAACGCCUUCAUUUCCGAGGAGUUGGAGUGCCAAUUUCAUCGAAAUCAUACGAAAACUUCUGAACGUGAAUCCAGAUGACCGAAUCAGUUCACAGAAGGAGCUAUCACAAACAGCAUUGCUCCGUAAUAUGAACUUUCAACGGAUUCUAGCAAAAGACAUAACACCACCAUUCAAACCGCCGGCUGACCAUUUAAACUGUGAUCCAAGCUUGGAGCUUGAAGAGAUGAUUGUCGAGGCAAAACCACUACAUAAAAAGAAGAAACGCUUGGCAAAACAAAGAUCAGCACAACGUGAUUCGGCCGAAAGUAGCAAUGCCGAAAGUAAUUUUAUCAAAGAAUUUAUCGUUUACAAUCGAUGCAAAGAGCUUGAGCGUAAAGCAAUGGACUUGAAAGAAAAAGAAUGGCAAGACGAAUUGAAUACGUUGAUGGCCAAUUCGGAGGUGAAAAAUUUAAGUAGCAUUAAGGAAGUGAGCAACGAGCAAACUUCAGCAUUGUUGCAACAGCACGAAAUGGAAAUUCAAAACGGACAAAAUCGAUUGAUUUCGGCUAAAUCAAUCAAAGAAGUAGUACAACAAAUAACCGAUGCAAAAAAUACGAACCCGCAAAUAAAUGCUGCAAUCGACAGCGAGACAAUCGAUUUUAUCGAUCGAACACCGUCACCGAAAUCGACCGCAUAGCGCAUCUUUGAUUUGAGCAGAAAAAUGACGAUGAAGAUGACAAGAAAUCUUCUCCACAACCAUACAAUGUGUUUCUAUUUUUCGCGUUCCAAUCAGCAGCGAUGCAAUUAAUUGUCCCGAACUCACCAAUUAUUAUUCAAUAAUUAUUCAUAUAUACAAGUACCAAUUUAAUGAUGAUCUUAUGCAUUUAUUCGACUGAAUCUGACAACAACAUAAAAACAAAGUGAACAAAUCGACCAUGAGGAAUUUAAGAAUUUGAUGUACUGUACAUACAUAUUACCAAUUAACCAAUUAUCAGUAAGAAUGCACACAUGCAAUUGACUACCGACGUAAGAAAAUGUUUGCAGAAAAAAAAAAAAACAAA
Sitodiplosis mosellana (orange wheat blossom midge) is the source of this 3135-nucleotide messenger RNA. Its product is annotated as serine/threonine-protein kinase 32A. Gene Ontology annotation, biological process: regulation of signal transduction; protein phosphorylation; G protein-coupled receptor signaling pathway. NCBI's taxonomy places the organism in Eukaryota, Metazoa, Arthropoda, Insecta, Diptera, Cecidomyiidae. Gene Ontology annotation, molecular function: G protein-coupled receptor binding; G protein-coupled receptor kinase activity; ATP binding. The transcript is spliced from 11 exons. The record is from RefSeq and is a predicted model, not a curated record. Bases 1377 to 2771 code for a protein of 464 amino acids.